Acyrthosiphon pisum (pea aphid) is the source of this 1247-nucleotide messenger RNA. Its product is annotated as alkylated DNA repair protein alkB homolog 8. The coding region runs from base 202 to 1140 and encodes 312 amino acids. The transcript has 5 exons. Gene Ontology annotation, biological process: demethylation. Gene Ontology annotation, molecular function: demethylase activity; oxidoreductase activity. NCBI's taxonomy places the organism in Eukaryota, Metazoa, Arthropoda, Insecta, Hemiptera, Aphididae. The record is from RefSeq and is a predicted model, not a curated record.
UGUUUUAUUUGCUACACCAGUAUACAGGAAGCAAUAAAUGCUUGGGACAAAGUGAAUUGGAAAGUCAAUUGUCUUCCUGAACAACAAUUGUUUUUUUUGAUUUAUACUGUAUCAGUCCCAAAAUUAAUAGAAACGUCAACUUCAUCCCCUUCUGGUUUAGAAAUUAUUGACAAUUUCAUUACAGAAGAAGAAGAACAUUUUAUGUUACAAUAUUUAAAAAAACAUUGGUCCGAAUCAAGUUCAAUGAAGCAUCGUCAAGUAAAACAUUAUGGAUAUGAAUUUGAUUAUGACAAUAAUGGAGUUCGAUAUGAUUCAUGUGAUCCAAUUCCUAAAGAAUUUGAAUUUAUUUUAAAUGCUAUUUAUUUGCGUUUAAAAUGGCAACCCAAUCAAAUAACUGUUAAUAAAUAUUUACCUGGACAAGGAAUUCCAAGUCAUAUAGAUACUCAUGGUGUUUUUGACGAAUAUAUUUUGUCUCUGUCAUUAAAUUCUGAUAUUAUAAUGGAAUUCAGAAAAGGAAACUAUCAUAAUAGUAUUUUGCUAAAGGCAAAAUCUCUUUUAAUUAUGUCUGGUGAAUCAAGGUUUGAAUGGAGUCAUGGCAUAACACCCAGAAAAUUUGAUAUGAUUAACACGGCAGAUGGUCCUGAUAUUAUUUGUCGUGGAACUAGAAUUUCUGUAACAUUUAGACGAGUAGUUCAGAAUUAUGAAAACAUUGAGGUUAAAAGAAAUUUAUAUGAAAUAUUAGGUUGUGAUAAAACCACACCUUUUGAAACAUUAAAGGAUAAUUAUAGAAAAUUACUUGUUAAGCUUCAUCCAGAUAAAAGUAUUUUGUCAUCAACAACAGCUGCUUGUGCCGAAUUGAAUAAAGCAUGGAGUGUUCUUAAAGAUCCCGAAUUAAAAAAAACAUAUGAUGAGCAAAUUGAACAAUGUGAUAUUGAUACAGAAGUAACAAUCUUUGAAACUCUAAAUAUUAGUGAUUUAGAAAAUAAUGAAUCAGAAGAAACAUUUUCCUACAGAUGCCGUUGUGGAGGCAUGUUUUUAGUACCUAAGUCAAUGGUUGAUCAGAUAGAACCAUUAUUGUUUCCUUGUGAUGAUUGUUCUUUAUUUAUUAAGAUUAUGUUACCAAACACUAAUGUUUCUUAAUAAAAAAAAAACUACCUAAAACGAAUCAAUUAAUAAAUCGGGAGAUAGUUUCUGUGUAUAUUUUUGUAUAUUAUGUAUAAAUAAAUGACAAGUAAUCAUAUUAAGAA